CUUCAGAAUUUCAAUUACCUGCCUACAUACACACUAGCGAGACUGGCAAAAGGUGAUUUAGUAACGCCGACCAGGGAAAUAAUAGAGUUGCGAUUGCAUAUUUCCUAAGGGAAUUCCUAAAUUAUUUUCAAGAUGGCCGCCACCGUGAUGACCGUCGGCGAGACGAAAGAGCUGCGAGGCCUCAACCUCAUUGCAGCGCAUUCGCAUAUCAGAGGUCUCGGUGUAGACACAGACACGUUAGAGCCUCGCGCGGCGUCGCAAGGUCUCGUUGGUCAGGAGAAGGCGCGAAAAGCUGCAGCCGUCAUAUUAGAGAUGAUCAAGGUUGGCAAGAUCGCCGGCAGAGCAGUGCUCAUCGCUGGGCCACCCAGCACUGGUAAGACAGCUAUAGCAAUGGGCAUGGCCCAAUCCCUCGGACCCGAUGUACCAUUCACAAGUCUCGCCUCGUCCGAGAUCUUUUCACUCGAAAUGUCCAAAACCGAAGCCUUGACACAAGCCUUCCGAAAGUCAAUCGGUGUACGUAUCAAGGAAGAGUCGGAAAUAAUGGAGGGCGAGGUCGUUGAGAUUCAAAUCGACCGCAGUGUCACUGGUGGUGCCAAGCAGGGCAAACUCACGAUCAAGACCACCGACAUGGAAGCCGUAUACGACAUGGGAGCUAAGAUGAUCGAUGCCAUGACUAAAGAGCGUGUUAUGGCUGGCGAUAUCAUCUCUAUUGAUAAGGGAAGCGGAAAGAUUACGAAACUCGGCCGAAGUUACGCUCGCAGCCGUGACUACGACGCCAUGGGCGUAGACACCAAAUUCCUUCAGUGCCCCGACGGUGAACUACAAAAGCGCAAAGAAGUCAUCCACACCGUCACUCUACACGAAAUCGACGUCAUCAACUCGCGCACACAAGGUUUCCUCGCCCUCUUCAGUGGUGACACUGGUGAGAUCCGCAGCGAAAUCCGAGAUCAAAUCGACACCAAGGUAGGUGAAUGGAAAGAAGAAGGCAAAGCCGAAAUUGUUCCCGGUGUUCUCUUCAUCGACGAAGUCCACAUGCUCGACAUCGAAUGCUUCAGUUACGUCAACCGCGCACUAGAAGUCGAUCUAGCCCCCGUCGUCAUCAUGGCGAGCAACCGAGGCCACUCCAAGAUCCGUGGCACCGACUACCGUAGUCCCCAUGGUCUACCCCUCGACUUCCUCGACCGCGUCGUAAUCAUCCAGACGCAAACCUACACCCCAGAAGAGAUCCGCCAAAUCCUCAGCAUCCGUGCGACAGAAGAAGAAGUCGACGUAUCCCCCGACGCGCUCGCCCUUCUAACAAAGAUCGGUCAAGAAGCCGGACUACGCUACGCCAGCAACUUAAUCACAACCUCCCAACUCGUAUCCGCGAAGCGCAAGGCCCGCCAAGUCUCCGUCGACGACGUCCAGCGCAGUUUCAAGCUCUUCUACGAUCCCGCGCGCAGCGUAGCUUUCGUCAACCAAUCCGAAAAACGCCUCAUCGGCAACGACGGCGCCGUCGAUUUCGCCGUCGCCAACGGUGUCAGCGGUACCAACGCCGGUGCGGGAGACGCGAUGGAAAUCAGCUAGGGGUGUAGCAUAGCGUAAAAGAACCCCCAAGCCCAGGUGUUUUAUUUUCCGUGUUUUCAAGAUCUCUUCUACCCCAUUUCUAAUGGGUGGCGUUGGAUGGAUACCAAAAUUAGGUAGUAGGAAGUUUUCGGUAGGACAGACACCAAGCAAGUUACUACAAUUAUUAAGUGAUUGAAACGAGGCAUAGAAAGAAGAGGAGUGUAUCAUAGGUUUUCAUAGUGGCGUAGGUGGAUUGCAAUUACAAUGCUUUUUCAGACCCUA
This is a messenger RNA of Hypoxylon trugodes, 1827 nucleotides long. RefSeq names its product TIP49-domain-containing protein. The record is from RefSeq and is a predicted model, not a curated record. The coding region runs from base 133 to 1566 and encodes 477 amino acids. NCBI's taxonomy places the organism in Eukaryota, Fungi, Ascomycota, Sordariomycetes, Xylariales, Hypoxylaceae. Gene Ontology annotation, molecular function: DNA helicase activity; ATP binding; ATP hydrolysis activity. The transcript has 3 exons. Gene Ontology annotation, cellular component: R2TP complex; Swr1 complex; NuA4 histone acetyltransferase complex. Gene Ontology annotation, biological process: chromatin remodeling; box C/D snoRNP assembly; regulation of transcription by RNA polymerase II.